AUGGCGGGCGAAGGGGGAAAUUCAGAAGCUGACGAGAAGCAAAAUCCCACAUGUAGCUUUGAUCUUACAAAAUUGAGAGAGAAAGUUCGAAAUUACAUAGACACACACCAUUAUGACUCAGCACUGUUCUGGGCUGACAAGAUUGUCUCUCUUUCAAAUGGUGACGUGGAUGAUGUAUACUGGUAUGCCCAGACUCUGUACCAGACAGGGCAGUACCACCGGGCUUCAAAGCUGCUGCGAACAGCUAAACUGGACAAGACGAAUUCAGCAUGUAGAUACCUUGCAGGUCUUUGCCAUUAUGAAUGUAAAGAAUGGCAGGAAUCGUUAAACAUCCUAGACAUGGUUGACAACAACAAACUGCGAUCUUUUGCACCUUGCCUUAGUGAAUCUCACAUUGACACCAAUAACAAAGAGCCAAUGGAGCAUUCUAUAAACCUCCUACGUGGCAAGAUUUAUGAAGCCAUGGACAACAGGAACCUGGCUGUGGAAUGUUUCCGGGAGGCUCUACGUCAGGAUGUGUACUGCUUUGAGGCAUUUGAUCUUCUUGUUAACCACCACAUGUUGUCAGCACAGGAAGAAAGAGAGUUGAUUGAUUCGUUACCAUUUGCAUUGCAAUGCCCAGAAGAGGAAGUGGAACUUGUCAGAUUUUUGUAUGAAAAUAAAGUUAAAAAGUACAACAAGCCCCAGAAUCAGUCGGUACCCAACUCUUUGUGUGCCCUCAAGGAAAAUUUAGAUGUGGUAGUCAACCUUGCAGAGCGACACUAUUACAAUUGUGAAUUUAGAGAUUGUUAUAAAAUAACUUCAAGGGUGCUGUCUAAGGAUCCCUACAACAGUCAGUGUCUUCCCCUACAUAUAGCAGUGCUAGUGGAAUUAAAAAACUUAAAAGAAUUAUUUUACUUGGCACACAAGUUAGUGGAUCUCUACCCAAACAAGCCGGUGUCUUGGUUUGCUGUAGGGUGUUACUACUUGCUCAUUCCUGACAACAUAGAACCAGGUCGUCGAUAUCUCAGUAAGGCCACCUCCAUGGACAGGGUAUAUGGUCCAGCCUGGCUCGCGUUUGGUCACUCGUUUGCGACAGAAAAUGAACAUGACCAGGCCAUGGCGGCUUACUUCACAGCAUCCCAGUUGAUGAAGGGUUGCCACCUGCCCAUUCUGUAUGUCGGACUCGAGUAUGGCCUCACCAACAACAGUAAGCUGGCUGAGCGUUUCUUCAGUCAGGCUCUCAGUAUAGCUCCAGAAGACCCCUUUGUUUUACAUGAGAUGGGUGUAAUAGCCUUUCAGAAUCUUGACUGGAUAAAAGCCCAUCAUUACUUUAAGGAGGCUCUGUCUAAGGUAGAGAGUGUGAGUGAUCAGAUAAUGGUGGAGAAAUGGGAACCACUCCUCAACAACCUGGGGCACACCUGUCGAAAACUCAAGAGGUAUGAGGAAGCGUUGGAUUAUCACAGACAAGCACAGGUUCUCUCCCCACAGAAUCCAUCUACCUACUCCGCCAUCGGCUACUGUUAUGUGUUGAUGGGAAAUAACAUCAUGGCAGUAGACUACUUCGACAAGGCUUUAGGGAUCAGAAGAGAUGACACUUUCUCAACAACCAUGUUAAACAAUGUGAUGGAAGCCCUGAUGAUUGAAAUGUGCCCUUGUGAUGACAUGCCAGAAGAAGACAUGCAAGUCUCCAAAAAAAUAAUUUUUGAGACACCUGAAAGCCAUAAAGAGAGUCGUGGAGGUGUCCCUUCUGAAGCUGAGGCGGAUAGCAGUAGCAUCAUGGUGAUAGAGGAACUUGAUAUGGACGAAAGUGAUUGAUUGACUGAUUCAGUCAUAUUUGUGAUCAUCAAGAAGAAAAAUUUCAAAAAUCAAGAAUUAUUUUCCCCUCGCAACAAAAGUUCUAGGAGAUAUAGAAAUGUUUGUUACACUCUUUGUCAUCGCUCUAGCCACUUCAUUCCUCAACGGAAUUUCGUGAAACUUUGUACAAGUGUUUGGAAUGGCUAUGCUUUGAACAAAUUUGUGUUUCGGGUUACUGGUUAAAAGGUCAAGGUCACUUUUACUAUUUUUAUAAAAACUUUGUCAUCACUCUAUCGACUUCUGUUAUGGCAAUACCUUGAACAAAUUCUUGUUACCUUUAAAUCUGAAAAUUAUACUAAACCAUGGCCACUUAUCAUUAAAAAUGUACCAGGAUUUUAAUAGAAAACCUUGUGGCUUGGUUACUAUAUUAUAAGUUGUUUGCUAUGAUUUUAAACAUCACAUAUUUUUGUAUUAUAAAACCCAAUUCUUUCUAUGUGCAAAUUGAUUUAGCAGUUUGCAAAACUAUUUAUUACCAUUUGAAACUUCUACCUGUAAGUUUGUACUUGUGUUUAUAACACCGCGUGAUUGUGUUUAUAACACCACGUGAUUCUGAUCCCAAAAAUCCAGCAAAGACACCAUCUGUUUGUUCUGAUAUCUCCUGUAGAUAAUAUCUGUCAGCCUGUUGGUAACAGUACACAAUUAUAACAAUUAA
Messenger RNA from Mizuhopecten yessoensis (Yesso scallop), 2488 nucleotides. RefSeq names its product cell division cycle protein 16 homolog. Gene Ontology annotation, biological process: cell division. Lineage: Eukaryota; Metazoa; Mollusca; Bivalvia; Pectinida; Pectinidae. The transcript is spliced from 16 exons. The coding region runs from base 1 to 1797 and encodes 598 amino acids. The record is from RefSeq and is a predicted model, not a curated record. Gene Ontology annotation, molecular function: protein binding.